Molecule: messenger RNA, 3715 nt
Organism: Brachypodium distachyon (stiff brome)
Lineage: Eukaryota; Viridiplantae; Streptophyta; Magnoliopsida; Poales; Poaceae
Exons: 7
Coding region: 1200-3377 (725 amino acids)
Biological process (GO): regulation of photomorphogenesis
Source: RefSeq, a predicted model, not a curated record
UAAUCCGUUCACUCGUCGCGUUCCUUGAUGCUGCCGUAAGCCGGCGAAACGGGGGCGGUAGUGGUACAUCACCCGGCAGGGCGUUCCCGUCCGCGUCCUGACGGCGGCGGCGCUCCGCCAUCGAGCUCUCAAACUGCCUUUCGAUUUCGUCGUCGUCCAUGGGCAAAAUCAAGCCGCCGUAGACAAACUGGAUGGGAUUCUUGUAUCUAUCCUCUCUACUCUUCCGGUGGAACUUCUCGAUGUCGAGGAUCGGCUCGAAGUCGACGUCGACGAGGCGGGUCACUGGAGAGAGCUCGCGGCCGGACUUGGGGCCGCUCUCGUGGCGGGGCUGUGGGGAGCAGGUGCGCUCGCGGCGGGGCUGGGGAGAGAGGGUGCGCUCGCGGCGGGGCUCGGGGGAGCGGGAGCGGCGGCCGGCGGGGCUUGCAAUGGUCGCCCUCCUCUUCCAUGGCGCCGCCGAUUAGGCCUGCAGGGACUGCUUGGUUGAUUCGCGUGGUCGAUCAUCGCAAGGUCGGACUGCGCCCCUCCCUUCUUCUCCGCUCGCUUGGGCCUUGAUGCCUCCGGCGCCGACCACGAGCUCUCCUUCGCGGAGCUUCGAGCAGCCGGACUGCUCGCCAGGAGGCUUCCCCGGCGUGGGAGGAGGAGAGCAGAGGGCGGUGCCGGCUCCAGCACUCGUAGUCGCAGGGUCCACGCGCUACAGGUGGUGGUUGGCGAGACGAAGCUGUCAUGGCGCGCGUCUCCGUGUCGCCCACAGAUUAUUAUUUAAUCUCCUUCGCCUUCGCGUCCGGAUCCCGGAGAAUGCUGGCGGGGAGGUGAGAUUUCCAUGAGUGGGCGGGGCCAGGUCAGGGGAGAAGCGUGCGCGGCCUCGUCGCUCCGGUUCUGCCCGCCGUCGUGGCGUCGUCCUCGGCGCAGAUUUCGGCAGAGGUUGACUGGCCGCUGAUUUGUCGUGCUUCAAUCCAGAUCCUGACAGAAGUCUCGACUGUGGAACACGAGCGUGUGCCUGUGCUGGCUUAGCAAGGUUGGCACCAGAGCAAAUAUUCCCGCUUCACAUACGAAGGAACAUUCUUCGGAUGGUUUCUUGUUGAGCUGUGAUCUGUGGUUUUUUGGAGGUCCUCUUGCCCCAGGACUUGAAGCAUUUGCAACUAGUACUGUAAGCUUGUGAAGAGAAAUGCAAUCUUGAUUCUGUACCUUGUAACUCAAACAUGUCAGACUCUGCUGGGAAGAGAUUCAAUAAGAAAGAAGAUUUUGAAGUUGUUCUGAGCGAAAGAGAUCCUGGAGAAAUGUCUAGUCCGAAGCAUUCUAGGUGGAUGACACGCUGGAACAAGGCAAGUAGUAGUGCCAAACCCCAAGUCUUGCACUGUAGUUCUUUGGAGGAUGCUAACAAUGGCAUUUGUACUAAAGAUUUUGGGGCUUCACCCUUUGAGCUUAAGAAAUCUAGAGUGGCUGAAAGGCUAAUGUGGGAAAGAAACUAUGAAAGACCUUCUGUGGAGCAUGUGCAGCAGGUAAGCUCUAAGGCCUGGGAUGUGGGGCAUGGUGGCUGGCCAAGAUCUAAACGGAAGUUAAUUGAACAGCGAGAUGGGUCUUCUCAAAAUUAUGUGAUGCAAAUGCAGAAAGAUGUGCAUUCACAAGCUAAGGCAGUAGUAUCAGAAACAUUUUCUGUUCAUAGGCUUUCAAAGUUAUCAUUGGAUUUUCAGAGCCAGUUUCCUAUGUUAGGAAUCAAUAAAAAUAUUGACAAGAUAAUCAACCCAAAACGAAGGUCUGCAACUGGUGCUGUGUCCAAUGAUCAUUUGGUGCCACAACAAACUCUGAAGCUAAGCAUGGCACCAUCCAACUUAACUGCAUUCUCGUCUCAGGUAUAUGAGCUGCAGUCUCUUCGAAUAACUGAUGAGAUCAUGGAUCAAUGCAAACCUGCAGGAGGCAUCAUAUCUCUCCUAGAAGACCCUGCCUGUCUCAGUUCUGGUCCUGCAGGGAAGAAAUUAAAAGUUGACAAUAACUCAUUGUCAGAUCUCCUGAUAAGUGAGCAGCAUAUAGGCCACUCUUUUGCAAAUCCAGAUCAGGCGUCAGCGUCACCCUGCAGAUGUAGUGAAAUGAAGUUCAAUCUUCCAGAAAACAAUGGCAAAGGCCAAAAAGUUGUUGGCGUUUCUCAGAAUCUGAAGUCAAGAACACCUGCUGGACUCCAUAAACAACAAGAUGCUUCAGGAGUCGUGUUUUCUGCGCCUGAACUUGGUACAGAAUACAAGACUGAACCAGUCAAUUACCCCAAGGACAGCAAGCAGGAUGAUGAGAAAUUUUAUGUUGCAUGUCCUUUGUUAUCUGAUAAGCACCAUUAUCGGGAUACACACAGAAUGGAAUGUGCAGCGAAUGUAACAGACUCCUACUUGUUACUUGAUCCAACUCCAAACAUAUCGACAGUAAAUCGUAAGGGUGAUGCAGUGACCCAUGAAAGGCAACCAGUGGACCAAUUUACAGAUUGUAUAAAACAUAAAGGUUCCUGUUUAUUUGAAAUGCUGACAAUACCUUCCAAAUCACAAAAUGCAUACCCCAUAGAUUCACUGUGUUCAGGAAAAUCUAGUGGUUUUGGAGUUUGCAUGUAUGGCACAAAUGCUAGCAGUUCUUUCCUUGGAGCCCAGAACCAAUUUCCACCAGAAAGGUUGCACGGUGAUGCACGAUAUAUAUCAUCAGAAGGCAUCGUGCCAUUGUUGCGGCAAAAGGACAAUGGCAGCGCAGAAAAGGCAAAACCUGAUAAGCUGGCAACUCUGUCCGUGAAAGGAUCAUCGGUAUACAAUAAAGAAAACAGAUUACAUAGUGGUGAUGUCAACCAAUAUUUUUCCUCCACGGGAACAACUUCCAGCAAGCAAGAACUCUGCACACCUGGAACAGAAAUCAGGGACUUCGACCCCCUACCAUUUCAAUUAAGAAGAGUGAGAAACCAAGUCCCAAAUGAUGCAAUUCGAUUGCUACCAUGCACUGAGCCAACUGAUAGAUGGCUUAAGCGCCUGCGCCAUGAUGUCGCAGAUCCACUUGUCCCCAGUUCCAAGAGGCCAAAAAUCAGAGACUGCCAUCCAGCUGGAGGAACAAGUAGAAUGUCAGAUCUUCGUGAAGGCAUGACCGACGCCGACGUCGACGACCAUGAUGCAGCAAGGAGUUUUCACUCCUGGAUCGGAAGAUGGCUCCGGGAUGGUGGUGAUCCUGCUUUGCAGGAAGACCCAGAUCAGAGGAAGCGAGCAGCAGCAACGCCUGACCUCGCAUCCGGUGAACUUGAAGGCCGGUUCCCGAGCAUUACAGCGAUGGCGAUGAUGGGGCGGGUGAUGAGCAAGGUCCGGCCGUUCGACCAUCAGAGGAAGGGCCCUUGGGUGAUGUGGAAGGCAGAUGAAACCUGAUGUUUUUAUGUUUUCUGUUAUGUAUUCAUGUAAAUUUUGCCCGUACACGUGUGGUUCCAAUGAAUGUGAAGUUUGUAUACCUAAAGCUUGUCAGCUGUAGGUUCUUCAUACGGUCAGUUCCUGUUACUCCCUCCGAUCCAUAUUAAUUGUCUCAAAUCUGUCUAAAUAUGGGUGUAUCUAUGCAUAAAAUGCAUCUAGAUACAUGUAAUAUUUCGAUAAUUAAUAUGGAUCGGAGGAGUACUUUUUCUGAAGGAAAACUGGGUAUAGUUGCAACUGAUCAGGAGCAAAACUGUGUGAAUUUUUCCAAGAGGUUAGAGUCAAUAAAUUUUCCUUCGUAA